CCAGCAGCUUUCCCAGUUAGAUGUUUCGCACCGAAUAAAACACACCUGUGCAAUGGUACAUUACCAUUUACUUUGCGGUGCGGCUUUUUGAUUAUCGCAAUCCAUGCAAUCAAUUUACUGAAGGCGCCAAAAUAUAGCAGAUUAAAAUGGAUAAUACAACAGAAAGCGAUAAAUAUAGUGACUUAAUAUUAGCCAAAAUCGUGGCUAUGCUAGUUUUAGGAUUUACUUCGUUUAUAUUAGGCAUUUUACCGAUAAAAUUAACCAAAUUUAUAUCUAUAAAAUCGGUAGACGGUGAUAAAAACUUGACGAUAUCCCUGUUGUUGUGUUUCGGCGGCGGUGUGCUAUUAUUCACUACAUUCCUCCAUCUUCAACCAGAAGUUAGACAAGGGUUCGAACAUUUAGAAAAAAGUGGGGUAAAAUCUACCGUUGGACCGGGUAUUCCCCUAUCAGAAUUAGUAUUCUGCUUGGGCUUCUUCUUCGUCUACCUAAUAGAAGAAGUGGUCCACAUAUUUUUAGACAAAAGGCACAACAACGAAGUAUUACAUCGAUCGCUGUCGGUUAGAAAAUGCUCCAAACAGGAGCUCACAAUCCCCAGGGUUUCUUUGAUAAAACUAGACGACGGCAACAUCAGUUGCAUCAGCACUUCAAACAAGGAACUACUGAAUUCACAAACUACAGUUAAUUUCGAGAAACAAUCGCAUGAUCACAAUCACCACCACAUCGACGAGUCCAUCAAGCAUUCCUUCGGGGGCUUCCUGGUGGUCCUCGCCCUCAGUUUUCACGCGGUAUUUGAAGGCCUCGCCGUGGGGUUGGAGAGCAGCGUGGAGAAGGUGUGGUACCUUUUCGCAGCUAUAGCAACACAUAAAUUCGUUAUAGGCUUCUGUGUCGGGCUGGAAUUGGUCACUUCCAAGACUAGAACUCUGCUGGUUAUGCUCUACAUUGGGACCUUCGCUGUUGUUACUCCUUUAGGUAUUGGUGCUGGGAUUAUCGUUAGCGAGAAAGAUAGCGCUGAAGAUAUAACGUCGGUGGUACUUCAAGGAAUGGCGGCGGGAACGUUGUUAUACGUGGUAUUUUUCGAAGUCCUCGCCAGAGAAAAGAAAAACAGCCAUAGCGGUUUUUGGCAGUUGAUGUCUAUUUGCGCUGGAUUCGGGUGCAUGUUUGUACUUCAAAUUAUAAUCGGUCAUGAUCACGACCACGAACAUCAUGCGCACCAUCACCGAGAGGUUCAUCAUCACAUAGAAGAACGAAUGUCUCCGCUACCAAUUUAGAUAAUUUUAUGAUUGAACUUUGCAAAAAAUAUCCUGUUUUAAUUAUGUCUCACUCGCGUUUGAUGUGUUAUGAUAAUUUAAACAAUGCGAGAAGUAGAAGCUAUGUAAAUUUGCCUUCUUUGUUGCUCUACAAUGACCGAUAAAGAGGAUAUAAAGGUUAAAUUACGUAGUACUUACACAUUGCAAUAAAACCAGUGACAUAUUUCUCCACAUCGUGCUGUAAGAAACUUCCAUAAAAGAAACAUGUCAUUGAUUUUUGUAUUUUCUAUUGUUCGCAAUAGAAUAUUUGCAAAAAUUAAUCGAAAAUUUAUAGGUACCUAUUCUAAUAACAAUGGUAGCGUAAUUUUAUAAUCUCACGUUGAAUUUGUAUGUACAUAUGUGUCGAACAUUGUGAUCGAGUAAAUAUUAGUUUAAAAAACUUGUAAAUAAAUUAUAUUGUGAUAAAUAUUGUUAAGAAAUACAG
Molecule: messenger RNA, 1731 nt
Organism: Phyllotreta striolata
Lineage: Eukaryota; Metazoa; Arthropoda; Insecta; Coleoptera; Chrysomelidae
Source: the annotation of a GenBank genome assembly